UAAUGCCUCCUGGAAUUCACCCUUCCUUUUGUUUUUGGUGAUUCAACAUGGCAGUAAUGGCAAAGAUUGUUGUGUUGGUUUUCAUUGCUAGUUUCAGUAAUGUUUUUUGUUUUCCAAAGAGGGAAGUUGCCCAUGAGGUGGAUGUUUCAACAACACCGUCUCCCAGCAAUCAGACCCAAACUGAGGCUGUGGGUGGUGCAAGUGAAGAUGUUGAAGGAGGCACUCCAGCACCUAAACCCCACAAUCAGACUACUACUGCACAGCCUGAUGUGACUGAUGGGCCAAGUGAAGAUGACGUGGUAACUGCAACCCCAAGUCUCCAAAACCAGACAACACCUGCUGCCCAAACAGAAAAUGCUGAAACAGAUGGGCCAAGUGAAGAUGGCAUGGUAACUGCAACCUCAAGUCCUCAAAACCAGACAACACCUGCUGCCCAAACUGAAAAGGCUGAAACUGAUGGGCCAAGUGAAGAUGACAUGGUAACUGCAACCCCAAGUCUCCAAAACCAGACAACAACUGCUGCCCAAACAGACAAUGCUGAAACCGAUGGGCCAAGUGAAGAUGGCAUGGUAACUGCAACCUCAAGUCCCCAAAACCAGACAACACCUGCUGCCCAAACUGAAAAGGCUGAAACUGAUGGGCCAAGUGAAGAUGACAUGGUAACUGCAACCUCAAGUCCCCAAAACCAGACAACACCUGCUGCCCAAACUGAAAAGGCUGAAACUGAUGGGCCAAGUGACGAUGACAUGGUAACUGCAACCUCAAGUCUCCAAAACCAGACAACACCUGCUGCCCAAACUGAAAAGGCUGAAACUGAUGGACCAAGUGAAGAUGAUGUGGUAACUACAACCCCAAGUUCCCAAAACCAGACCAUGUCAUCUGCCACAGAGUCACCAGAUGAACCAAGUGAAGAUGCUGAGGUUGCCACCACAACCCAGAAUGCCCAGAACCAGACCACUUUGGCCCACACUGUAGGAACUGAUGGUCCAAGUGAGGAUGCUGUUGUGUUAACCACCACACUGCAAAAUGGGACUACCCCUGCCCAAGAUGUAACCACCAUUACUGACUCCCAUGAUGACUCCUGAUGUGACUCUCAGAAUGCUAAUGCUUAAUGGAAUUCUUGGCUCU
This is a messenger RNA of Sardina pilchardus (European sardine), 1128 nucleotides long. RefSeq lists its product as uncharacterized. The record is from RefSeq and is a predicted model, not a curated record. The transcript is spliced from 13 exons. The coding region runs from base 48 to 1085 and encodes 345 amino acids. NCBI's taxonomy places the organism in Eukaryota, Metazoa, Chordata, Actinopteri, Clupeiformes, Clupeidae.